Molecule: messenger RNA, 7010 nt
Organism: Nerophis lumbriciformis (worm pipefish)
Lineage: Eukaryota; Metazoa; Chordata; Actinopteri; Syngnathiformes; Syngnathidae
Gene: zfhx2
Product: zinc finger homeobox 2
Biological process (GO): regulation of transcription by RNA polymerase II
Cellular component (GO): nucleus
Molecular function (GO): DNA-binding transcription factor activity, RNA polymerase II-specific; RNA polymerase II cis-regulatory region sequence-specific DNA binding; zinc ion binding
Source: RefSeq, a predicted model, not a curated record
AAAAGAGAGCGAGAGAGAGAGAGGACAAGCAAGAAAACUUUUCACUUGUGAGGAUCCACAGAGGACGAGUGUGUGUAUAUGUGUGUAUAUGUGUGUGUGAGGGAGAGAGAGAGAGAGUGUGGGUGUGCUGGAGCGGGCGACCAUGCAGGAGGAGUGUGAGGAGAAGGUGAGCAGUAACAGCAAUGGGACAGCAGAGUGGCUGUGCCCUUUGUGCCAAAAAGGGCAAGCUGACAGAGGCUCCCUGUCGCAACACCUCACCAACCAACACAGCGUGCUCCCAAACUGUCUUGACAAACUGCUAGACAUUUCUGUUCUCAAACAAGAGGCGAGGGAAGAAGAGAGAAAAGGCGCUCUAUUUACUUCAGCUGCAGUUUGUCCACAAGAGAGGCCGCCUGAAGACAUCGCUUUGGAACCCCGUCAACCUAGUUUAGACGCUACCCAUAGAGAUAAGGAGAUGGAAGAAGACAGAAUGUUGGACCAGGAGGGAGGUGAAGCUGAACCGCAGCCAGAUGAGGCAAAUGAAAUCGCAGAAGCAAACGAGCAAAAUGCGGCUGAAAAUGAAGAAGAUGGCAGUCCAAAGUCUGCUCUUGAUAACUGCGUGCCUGGGGAGAAUAACGCUCGUUCAUUCAAAUGCAGCGCCUGCCUGGAAACCUUUACCAGCCGAACUGCCCUGAGUGUUCAUUAUUACUCUGCCUCGCACAUUCAGAAAAUGACAACAAUACAAGGUGGCGAAGCUGAUUCUCAAUCUGUGUCUGCCCUUACUCGGCCAUAUGUCUCAAACAAACCCUACCAGUGUGCUGUAUGUCGAGUAUCAUACAAUCAUUCUAUCACCCUUGAGAGCCAUCUCAAGUCUGUCUUGCAUCAGACCCGCAGUCGGAAUGCUGCAAACAACGCAGUUAGUAGUGGUGGAGGCAGCACCACCAGUACUCCAAACAUCACAGUGAGUACUGCUGCAAGUGGAAGCAGUCAGUUGGCCACCGGCACCACCAAAUGUGGAACCGUGAUGGUGACCACAGCAAACACAGAGCAGAUCCAAACUUCCCAAGCGGCCGCCUCUCUCAUCACCCCAUCGGUAGUCUCGCCCCAGGCUGUCUCUGCCUUUCUCACCCUCCUCACAUCCAGCCCGAGUGCUUUGUCACACCCCCUCAUUCCGUUUGCGUCUAGUGCUGGGACAGACGCAGCACAGAUUGUGCCUCAGCCUCACAUGGUCAUGCCCUUGAUCCUGAAUGGCCUCCAAGCCCAGCAAUGCUCCGAGAACCAGCAGGGACAGCUCCUUACCCAGUGUGUGCCAUUGGUGGGUCUCAAUGCAGCACAGCAAGCUCUCCUGACCCAAAGACUUAGCAUGUUACAGCACCAGUGGCCUCCCGUUGCUAUUCCAGCUAAUACACCAGCGGCCCCAGAGCAGCAAAAACCGAGUGUUAAGCAGGAGAGUAGUGGGGCUGAAGAACAUAUGAUGGAUGGGGUUCGCAUUAAGACAGAGGAACCUGAGGAAGAGAGUAAUAAAAUGAGGGACCCUUGGAAAGCAACAACAGACAGCAAAACCUCGACUCACCAGGUGGACAUGGAAGUUGAGAAGCCAGCAAGUCCAGGUCCCUCCCCUGCUGCCAUAGAGAAAAGUGUCCAUGACAACAACCGCUCACCCUCUCCAUCAAUGCCUAGCAACUCAAGUUACAGCCCUGUACAUUUAAGUCUUACACUCAGCCCUGAUUCCACUCCACAAAAAUCCCAAACAACCACCGGUUUGAGCGGUUCUGCUAGUACCCCGAAAUCAAGCCCCGUCGCCUUAAGUAACAAGUUUCGGCUACGUUGCAAUAACAUGGGAUCGGUUUAUCCAGAACUUCCAGUGUUGUCCGAGUUCCAGUCAGAGGUUCUUUGGGCUUUCUUUGAGUCACGGAGCGAGGCGGAUGCUGCAAGUCCUCCCCGUGAGGAUUGCGAGGCGCUGGGACGAGAGGUGGGGCUUUCUGAGGAGGAGGUGCGCCAAUGGCUGUGCCAAGCCAGAAAUGCCAAACAGAGACAGAGAGCAACAGAGCAUGCACACGAACAAGGUUUGUCGGAAUCUUCAAAGAUCAAUCAAGGCAGCGACAAUGACUAUGACGACGAAGAAAACUCACUGAUUAUAGCAGAGGAGGAAGAAGAGGAAGAAGAGGAUGAUGAUGCUGAUGUGUCAGGCAGUCAGGCGAUGGAUUUGUCGAGUACAAAAAGGCGGCGCAUACAGAAAAGUUCCGGAAAGAAAGGUCAGGGAGCUUCCUGCCUGACUUCUGACUCUGAGAAUGAGGUCUACACUUCUGUGAUUGUGUCAGAUGAGGAAAGUCAGAAUGAAGGUCUGCGAGAGGCCCCCAAAAGCCCUGCUAAAGACGAAGUGCAACCUGAUGUCCAUUGUGACAAAGGAGUUAUUGGAGGAAAAGUCUUGCGCUCCACAACUGUAUUUCUCUCAGAUGCGGAGGAUGAUGAUGAAGAUGAAGAUGGGGGAGGGAGCCAUCGGCCCAGGAAGAAAAAACGAAAAGGGGAGUUUGAACAUGAGAUGGAAGUGAAAAGAGAGAGACAGGAUCCGGAUGUGGACCUCGAGCUGGAGGCCCAAGCGGAUCCUCCAAGUUCACAGCCCUACUCCAUCGACCAGAUUCCUACUGCUCUUCAUUCUCUUCCUCUGUCCCUCACACCUUUUUCCACACAAUUCCUGAGUCCUUAUGUCCUCUCGCUUGCUCCAUCACUAGUUGGAGUUGGGAGCAAAGUACCAGUCUUUUCCAACUCAACCUCUUCCCUUGUAUCGCAAUCACUCUCUUCCAUCAACCAAACUUCUCAAUAUUUGUCCAAUGGCUUUGACUCUGAGACUGCACUGGAUCUCAGUAUGGGAAAAAAUAAUUCAACCUCCUGUCUGGCUGACAAAAACUCAUUACAAAAAGGGGCGUGGCUGGAUGGACUUGGCCUGAGGCCCACAUCCCAAGGUCUGGUUGUGGUUCAGAUUAAACCCGACUCUCUCACCACCAUGACCUCUUCAAAUACUUGUAUGAAUCUGGUCAACAGCAAUAACACGACCAAGUCCAUUAUUUACACGAAAGUAGCCGAGAAAACGAAUGCAGCAUUUUUAGAUAAUGAAAAAGAGAAGGACAAGAACCCUGAGCAGCCACAGCAGAGGAGGGCCAAAGGGAGAAGAUACCACGAUAUGCGGCGCUCAAGGACCAUCAUCCAAGCAGAACAACUCGACAUUCUGUAUGGAUGCUACUUCAAAGAUCCAAACCCUGGAAAACAUGAGUUUGAACAGAUCGCAGAAUGGGUUCGCCUUCCCAAAAAAGUGGUUCAGAUAUGGUUCCAGAACAUGAGGGCGAGGGAACGUAAGGGUGAGGUCCGAUUCAUCAGCGACGGAACUCUGGCAGCAGUUGGUAAACCUCUCAUCAAAUUCACCUGGCCUCUUUCCAAACCCAUUUUCUCCAACAAGCUUGUCCAAGACAACACUGGAAGCAUCACCAGCGCUCCAAUUGUGCGCACGCUCAUUCGACCCGAGUGCAAACCUGCCAAUAUGGUGAAAAAAACCACCCCUGUUCCGAUCAAGCCCAAGGAGAUUGUUGCUUCUUCUACCGUCUCCGUGGUGAGCAGCAGUGCCUCUGCAAUGCCAAAGACCAAGCUUGAAACCACCAGCAAUGUUACCAUGGUCCAAGUUGCACCCAGCAUCAAUGCCCCCAUCCUUUUAGCAUCUCCCAAGGAUCUUGUUUCCAUCGCCCCGCGACUGGAUCAGCAAAAGCAAUUACAAGAGGAGAGUGAGGAGGAAAAAACGGAUGAAGAGGGAGACGAUGAGAAUGAGACGGGUCCUCCGGUAACAAACCGCAUGGUACCCAAGCUGACGACAGCUACCAAUAACAGGCCUGAGCUGCCCCAGACACAGAAUGGCCUUAAGUACUGGACCUCUAAAGUCCCAAUCAAAAUUAACACGCUCUCCAGAGAGCAACUGGGUCUUCCUGCUCGUACCAUCCUCCCUCCCCCCACUCCCGCCAUCGCACCAGUCAGCCCAAACAUCCCUGUUUCAACCAAGGUGGUCAGGCCAGCCCCUGUUGUGAUGGCUAAACCCACUCCCCCGGAAAACAGCUUCCUCACCCACUCUUCCAGCCGCAGGCCACGCACGCACCUGUCCUCCCUGCAGCUCUACAUCCUGCAGUCCUGCUAUGAGACUUGUGCCCACCCUAAUGCCAUCGAGUGCGAGGCCCUAGGCACGUCGCUCAGCCUGCCCCUCAAGGUGGUCCAGAUCUGGUUCCAAAACACCAGAGCCAAGGAGAAGCGCUGGAGGCUGCAACAGGAGAAACUGUCUCUAUCAUGUGGUGGGAAGGUGGACAUAAGCUCAGGAAGCUACCUGCAGUACACCGCUCUCAAAGCCAAUCGCCCCAUCAUGCCUAAACCUGUACAGCUUAACUUUACUGAAUCCCCAACUUCCCCGGGGACUGGCCAGUCGGGGCAGAGCGAGGCCCUGACAGGCUGUUGCACGGUCUGCAAAGUCUCGUUUAAAUCUGGGGCCGCUGCGAGGGCCCACGUCUUCUCCCCGCAUCACCUCACAAUGCUGCGAACCACUGACUUUGGCCAGCCGGGGACGUUCGUCAACAAGAACGGAACUAGUAGCGCUGUAGCUAGCCCCGGUGCAAGUUCUGGAAUCGAGGUCGUCCUCGAGUUGCCUCCAUCUUCGGCCACCAGCAAAAGCUAAAAAAACCCCCCCUCAGAUCAGGAUUGGUCUGAACACUGACUAUCGGACCCGCUUGGGCUCCUCAAAUUUUAUUAAACAAGUUUGAGCACUAUUCCUUCUCACAACCUAACUUCAUUUUUUUGUUUGUUUGGAAGUUAACUUUUUCCGCACCCCCCAUAUCCAAAUGGACCGAUUGACCCGGAAUCAAACAGAGCAAAGAACUCUUCCUAUGCUGCUUCUGAUCUCAUCAGUUGCUGCACAAGUGAUGGAUAUGUAUUUUAAUUCUCUCACAACUUCAUCCUUUUUUGUUUAAUUUCAAGACCUUCCUACAAAAUGAAGGCAUUCAAACUUGCCAUGAUAAGAGACUGAAGCAGAGGCCUUUUGGUCCUUUGGAAGCAGAAAGUCACUAUUUGGGAUUACACAAAAUACUCACAGUAAUAACUUUCACUUUACUCCUGUGGAAUAUUAUUUUUGUUUCCUUUUUACCUCCUUAGCAAAGCUUGCGUGGGUAUAAGAUGAAUGGACUUAACAAAUGUGAUGACUGUCACCUUUUUAUUUGUGAUCUGGGGAGUGUAUUCAUUUGGGAAAUAAUAGUGGUACUUUAGAGGGAUAGGAGAGGGCUUUUAAAUUUCCCGCCACCCAUGUAUAGUUUUCAUGACAAUCCAAACAGGUUAUAGUAAAGACGAGAAACUUGGCAUACCGCACUUUGACACAUUUUACAUAGUUUGAAAUGUUUUUAAGCAUUCUAAUGCAAGUGUCUUUUUAUGGAAAGAUGCAUUCAUGCAUGUUGGAUGCCUUUAAUAUAAAUUGUGAAAAAAAUUGAUUCAUUUUCUUUUGCUAAUAUCCUGAAACAUGCUUUAGGUGUAAGCAUAUUGGGCAAGAGGUUAUAAACACGAAAGAGCUCUGUCCACAAUGGCUUUUUACACACUUAAGGGCCGGGAGUAGAUCUGAAUGUCAUUUUUUUGAUAGAAUAUAGCAAGUCCUGCCUGUAAUGAUGUUGCCAGCUUUUCUCCCUCUCAGCCAAGGACAAAAAAAUGACAAACCCAUGUGUUUUUUGCAAAUAAUCUUUGAUCCUGUGGAUUUCCAUUUCCCACCCAAAUUACGUGUUGUGUAAUAUGUCUCAUUUUAAAAGAAGCGCUCUUCAAAACUGGCAGAAAGUCUUUUUUUUAUUUUUAUUUUACCACAGAUUUAUGACUGCCUUAAAAAGGAUCCUUGUUUUUUCCCAAUUGACUGGUAUGUAAGGUCUGAGUCAUAUUCCAAAUAGUAUAAAUUGUUCUACAAACAAAAACUAUAGCACCCCCUCUAACUUGUGCAGUCGCUAAUUCUGGUAACGCACAUGUUAUGUAAUGGGAUGUGAUCUGUUCAAACCAAACAAGGGAGGAAGUUGGGUAUUAUUAAUAUCCUUAAGGCAUAAUGGAUGCUCCAUUCUAGGAAGUACAUUGGGGAACAUUGUAUUCAUUUUGACAGAGUUAAUAAGAUGGUGCUGUGUUGAAGGACACAACUUACUAAAUGUUUUUCCUUCAGUUUGUAUAUUAAUGUUGCUAUUGAUAGUUUUAACACAAAUGCAAACCUAAAAUGAUCUUUUUUGUAAAUGAAAUAUAUUAAAAGUAACUGAUAUUCCAAAGUAAUUCUUUUUUUCCCGCUUUUUGUCAUUUAAAAAAAAAGAAAAGAAAACCAAAAAGCAAUCUUGAGGUGGCUUUGAGAGCAGGAGAGGUGUUCACAAAUGCAAACUGUAAAGAACAUCCCACAUCGUGACACUUGCACUAGUCCACUAUAUUUGCACAAGCUACAGACAUUUCAAAAAAACGAAAGCAGCCAUUAUAAAUGCAAACCGAAAGCAAGUAACUCGGUGUGUGUCUUCAAACAACACCGUGGCGGUGUUCUUUCAUGAAUUCUAAAAAUGUGUGUCUGUUGGAAACUAUCUUGUAUGUAAAACUUAAGGCUAUGAGUGCUUGAACCUCAAGACUGGGAUAACACACAUACACGGUGUUGCACUGUCCAAAUUAGAUUAGAGUUUUUAUGGAGAUCUGCUUUUUAUUAUCUUACAUUUCAUUCUCACUUUGAUUAUCACUAGUGUGUUAACUGUUUUACUACUUAUUACCAUUAUUCAUUACUCAUGCUGUUUUGAUUAUCCAUUCAUUAUUAUUUUAUGCCACCUCUCUGCUCAGACCGAGUAUGGUAUUCCUCUGAAUAUUGAACAAUAAUAGUGGCAGUGUUGUUGUGUUGUUGACGCCUGAUUAAGUUUGUUUUUCCCCUCCUCACUGUAUCUUGCCUUUUUUGUGUUUGGUCUCCAUUAUGCUUUCUUUGAUAUACAGAAAAAUAAAACCAGUUGAACAUGAUAUAAUAA